This is a messenger RNA of Tetrahymena thermophila SB210, 1656 nucleotides long. RefSeq names its product glutamyl-tRNA synthetase protein. The record is from RefSeq and is a predicted model, not a curated record. Gene Ontology annotation, biological process: glutamyl-tRNA aminoacylation. The transcript has 6 exons. NCBI's taxonomy places the organism in Eukaryota, Ciliophora, Oligohymenophorea, Hymenostomatida, Tetrahymenidae. Gene Ontology annotation, molecular function: tRNA binding; ATP binding; zinc ion binding.
AUGCUAGCUUUAAAGAUUCUAAGAACUUUCUCUGUAUAGUAAAAGCAAAAAGUCAGGGUAAGGUUUGCUCCUUCCCCUACAGGUUCUCUCCAUUUAGGAGGAUUGCGUACAGCUCUUUUCAAUUAUUUAUUUGCAAAAAAGAAUAAAGGUCAAUUUAUUUUGCGUAUUGAAGAUACAGAUCAAAAAAGGUAUGUUCCUGGCUCAGUUGAAAACAUUAUCAAGAAUUUAUAGUACUUUUAGUUGGAAUGGGAUGAAGGUCCUGGAGCUCAUGGAAAAAACAACUUAAACGAUUAUGAAAAUUAAGGACCCUUCGGUCCUUACUUUUAAUCUUAAAGACUAUAAUUAUAUUAAAAGUAUAUUAAGGAAUUAAUUUAAAAUGGAGAUGCAUACUACUGCUUUUGUGAUUCAAAUAGAUUAGAAAAGCUUAAAAAUGAUUAGAUUGAAAAGAAGUUGCCUUAAAAGUAUGAUGGACACUGUAGACAUUUGACUGAUGAACAGAUUCGUAUUAAACUGUUAAAAGGAGAAAAAUACACAAUUCGUUUAAAAGUUCCUGAAGGAGAAACUACUUUCAAUGAUAUAAUACAUGGAAAGAUUACUAUUAAUAAUUCUUAAGUAGAUGAUUAAAUUUUAAUUAAAUCUGACGGAUUUCCAACAUAUCACCUAGCUAAUGUUAUUGAUGAUUAUUAAAUGAAAAUAUCUCAUGUAAUUAGAGGUCAUGAAUGGAUAACUUCUACUCCUAAGCAUCUUAUAUUAUACGAUGCAUUAAAUAUUAAACCUCCCAAAUUUGCUCAUAUCCCUUUGCUAGUUAAAAAAGGUGGGGCUAAACUAUCUAAAAGAGAUUAAAGUUCUAGCGUUGACUUCUUUAGAGAAAAUGAGUAUUUACCAGAAGCUGUGAACAAUUUUGUUGCUCUUUUAGGCUGGUAUCCUAAAUUUUUAGAAGAUAGUUAAACUCUAAAUGAGAAGUUUAGUCCUAAGGAAGAAGUGCUUGAUAUGAGUGAAAUGGCUGCUUUAUUUUCUCUUGAAAGAGUUAAUCCAUCAAACAGCUAGGUUGAUGAAAAAAAAUUAAUUUUUUUGAAUGGUUAACAUUUACAAAUAAAAUUUAGAGAUGUUAGGAUUGAAAAAGAGCUAUAAAAUGAAUUUAUGGAUAAGAUGGUUCAAUAUAUUUAGAUAGAUAAUUUAAAGUAAAAAAUUUAAAGCUUCAAUACUGAAGAUUAGCUAUUAAUGAUAGAAACUAUUAGAGAUAGAAUAUAAUUAUAUUCCGAGAUAUCAUAGUUUAAAUACCUUUUUGAGCAACCUGAUUAUAAAAAUGAUAAUUCAUAAAAAUCUAUUCAAAAAGUUGUUAAAAGUCUAAAAAAUGCUAAUAAAGUAAUCAAAGACUUUAAGGAAAUUUUUGCAAGUCUUCACAAUUAAAAUAAAUUUGAAAUGACUUCAUUGAGCAAGGCGAUGAGCUAAUAUCUAUUUGAUAAUAAUCCUCAAAUAAAAAAUGAAGAUGUUUACCAUUUUUUGAGAUUAGCUAUGUCUGGUUCUCACUAAGGACCUUCUACUGCAACAAUUUGUCAUUUACUUGGGUAUUAAAAUGCAUUAGAAAGACUUAAUUAUUUUGAAGAAAAUGUUCUUUCUAACAUAACAGAAGUAGAAGUUGAAAAAUAAGUUUGA